AUGUUUGUUUUCUCAUUGAAGCUGCUUUUUGACAUAUUCAAAGGCACAAUCGGGAUACAAAAGUGUCAAUUGAUUGAUUGUUAUAGCGGUACCGAAUUGACAAUGGCUGCUGAUAAGAUUGAAGAAAGUGAAUUGAAAGUCACUGAACAACCAAUUGAAAGUGCUGGUGAAGGCGCUCCUUUAACUAGAAAAAGAACUAGAGAUGAUGUUGAAGAAGAGGAAGACAAGAAAGAUGAAACUGAAAAUAAUCCAGAAGAACGUCCAAUAGCUCAAGUGAAGCGUAGAAAAGAUACUUCUGAUGGAAAGGAUCAAUUGCCAACUGAAAGUAAAAGUGAAGAUUCUGAACCAACCAAAAUUAGUGAAGAUACAUCCAAAGGGGAAACAAACCAUACAACUGCUAAUGAUGAAAUAGAGAAUAAAGAUAAUGAAAGUGAGAAGACUGAAGAAUCAAUUCCAAAAGAAUCCACAACAGAAUCCCCAGAAGAAACAAAGGAACAAUCAGAUGAUAAAGUUGAAUCAAAAGAAGAAUCAAAGAAAGAACAAGAAACAGAAACCAGUGAAACAAAACCUAAAGAAGAACAAAAACAACCUGAAAAACCAAAAUUUGUCUUUGGUUCAACAACUUCAUUUGGUGCCAAUGCAUUUUCAUUACUUGAUAAAAAGAAGAAUGUUUUUGAUAGAUCAUCAUCUGAAUCACCAAAACCAUCUGGUUCAACAACUCCAUCAGUAUUUGGUUCAAAUUCUAAAUUUGGUAAUGCAUUCCAAUCAUCAAUAGCUAAGAAGAACAUUUUUGAUAAAACUCCAGAAGAACAAACAAAAGAAAAAGAAGAAGUUGAAAAAUCAAGAGAAACCACACCAUCAAUAACAGGAAAUUUAUAUAAACAAGUUGAUUUAGAGAAGAAGGAAAUUAAAUCAGGUGAAGAAGGUGAAGAACAAGUAUUUACAUGUAGAGCUAAAUUAUAUGCUUUAGAUUUUGCAAAAGUUUCUGAAGGUUGGAAAGAAAGAGGUAUUGGUAAUAUUCAUGUUAAUAAAGCUUUAGAUACAGAGAAAAAAUCAAGAAUUAUUAUGAGAUCAAUUGGGUUAUUAAAAGUGAUAUUAAAUACACCAUUAGUUAAAGGUUUAGAAGUUAAUAAAGGUAUGCCAAGUUCUUUAGCAAGUGAAAAAUUCAUUAGAAUAACCAUAGUGGAAGAUGGUAAACCAAUGCAAUAUGCUUUGAAAACUGGUAAUCCAGAAACAACUACAGAUCUGUUUAAUGCUAUAGAUGAUUUAAUUCCAAAAGAUGUAUAA
Molecule: messenger RNA, 1287 nt
Organism: Hansenula ciferrii
Lineage: Eukaryota; Fungi; Ascomycota; Saccharomycetes; Phaffomycetales; Wickerhamomycetaceae
Gene: YRB2
Product: Yrb2p
Exons: 1
Coding region: 1-1287 (428 amino acids)
Biological process (GO): protein import into nucleus
Cellular component (GO): nuclear pore; cytoplasm
Molecular function (GO): GTPase activator activity
Source: RefSeq, a predicted model, not a curated record